AUUCAAAAAUUAUAGCUAAAUGUGUGCGGAACGAAUACGAAGCAUCGAAGAAGUGCUAACGCGGUUGGAGUAUGAGACCCGACGUCGCCACUGGCGGUUGUUCACGCUGUUGCUCUUCCCCCUGGCACUGCAAUAUUUGCAUGGUGCCCGCGGUUUAGAUGUGCCAUUGGCGUUGCCCACAGCUUGGCCAGACGCGACACUUGAUGAGUGUCACGAUGAGUAUCAGGUGGCCAGUGCGAAUGCGUCCAGUCAUUACUCCUUCAGCUUUCAACUCUGCGAGCUGACGGCCAACGAAACGAAGAUCGAUCUGACCAUCCAUGAGGAGCUGGAGCGCGAACAAAUCGAACGGGGCCGCAUCGAGGCGUGCGGUAAUCUGGAGCUAUGCGAAACACUCGACUCGGAUCUCGAGUACUUUGCGUGCGUCAGGGAUAGCGGCACCCGGAAUUUGGAGUUGAUGUUAGAGAUCAAUAACAAUGCCACAAGUGCACACACACGCCUUCGAGAGGAUUACAACGAGUUGCAGCAGACGUUUGUGUUGUGCACGCUGGAGGCACAAGUUGCCUACAUGCAGGAUAUGCGAGAGGCGUACGCAGAGUUGCAGGAAUGCCGCCAGCAACUGUACGACUCGCAGAACUGACACCUCAACUGAAGUAUUAAAAGCCAAAUUAGUUAUUAGCAAAAGCAAAAACA
This is a messenger RNA of Drosophila sulfurigaster albostrigata, 690 nucleotides long. RefSeq lists its product as uncharacterized. Lineage: Eukaryota; Metazoa; Arthropoda; Insecta; Diptera; Drosophilidae. The coding region runs from base 20 to 637 and encodes 205 amino acids. The record is from RefSeq and is a predicted model, not a curated record. The transcript has 2 exons.